Molecule: messenger RNA, 1650 nt
Organism: Cuscuta epithymum
Lineage: Eukaryota; Viridiplantae; Streptophyta; Magnoliopsida; Solanales; Convolvulaceae
Source: the annotation of a GenBank genome assembly
ACUAAUUUGUCCCUUUUCCCAACAAUUAAUGGCAUCUUUCCUAAAAAUUAACCACGACUGAAUAUUCUUGUUCUUGACUUGAUCUUAAUCGCCCACCACCAGACACCGAUCACCAGCGCCCAUCGGGCGCUUCCGCAGUGAAAAUAUGAGCUCUAAUGAACCCGAUCACAUCUCCAAUUUCGGUAAAAAGGCUAAAAAAGUCCUGACAACAGGGUAUUAUAAUUACGAUCAAAGGUUCACAGUCUCUUCUCGGAGCAAAGACGGAGUUGCCAUAGUUUCAACUUUAGCUCACAAGGGAAGGCUCUCAACUGGAGAUGUGGCAGCAACCUUGAAAUGCAAGAACAGUACUAUGCAUGUCAAAGCAGACAUUGAAUCAAAUAUCUCAGUGAGUUUGACCAUUAAUGAUAUUCUUCCAUCAACAAAGGCUAUUGCCUCAUGUACAUUACCUCAUUAUAAAGAUGGGAAGGUUGAGGCUCAAUAUUGCGAUGAAAAUGCGAGGUUGACUGUGGCUAUUGCUAUGCGGAAGAAGACUCCUGUUAUUGACGUAUCAGCAACAGUUGGCACUUCACGCAUUGCUGUUGGAACAGAUGCCCGUUACGCCUUUGCUUCUCAAAAGAUUACAAGAUACAAUGCAGGCAUUUGCUUGAAAAAUCCCAAUUUUGAUAUUUCUUUAAUUCUGUAAGUUGUCUGUAUUAUUUUAGUUAAAUUAGAAAUAUUACACAUAGGUGGUCUUUGGUCAGCUGAGUUUGGAUCUAGUACAUAUUUUUUGUUUUUGAGGUAUUGAGGACCUUUUUAACGUGUUGGAUUCGUUACUCGUCUGCCUGUUAGAGUUGUGGGGGCCAUGCUUAACUAUACUUGUUAAAAUGUUUAUCUUACACCUGUUAAAUAUAAAAAAUAGACUAACAAGACUAAGAUAUUCCUUCUAUCACCCUACUAACAUUUAAGAUACUCUACUUCUCGCCCUACCUAGCUAUCAUCUAGCCAUGUUUAGUAAUAAUAGUUUUAAUAAUUCCUGGUUGUAGAGCUGAGAAAGGAGAUGCAGUGAAAGCAACAUAUUUACACUAUUUGGGGGAGAAAAAGAGAGGAAGCAUUGCGGGAGAGAUGACAAGAAAGUUAACUACAAAAGAGAACAAGCUAACAGUGGGAUGUUCAUGCGCUGUCAAUCCUCAUACGACUGUGAAGGCGAAGCUCAACAGUCACGGCAAAAUCGGAACCGUAAUACAACACGAGUUGAAGUCUAAGUCUUUCUUGGAGGUGUCUGGAUCAUUUGACACCAAGUCCAGGAAACAUAUCCCCAAAUUUGGUGUCUCCCUUUCUCUUGUGCCUUGAUGAAACGUAUUUUUGUGAUUCAGUGCCAAAUCAGAUAUGUAAUAUGCUAAUUCUCAAGGAUACUUUUAACUGAUUCUUUAGAUCAUCUAACGUCUAAUAAUGAUAUAUAGCCAUAUAGGCUUCGAAUUCUACCGAAGAACGCCAUGUAGGAGAUAUGUUCCAAGACACAACAUUAAAUAUGCUUGUCAGUUGGCAAGUAAAUAAACUAUUGACAAACUAAGAAAACUGUAUCCAGCUUACAAAUAUAUUUAUGGUAUACGGAGUACAAUUUUGUAAUUUGUCGGGUAGUUGCACUGAAUGAUAAAAGUAUAAAUUAUUGUU